CUCCUCUCGUGCCCGAUCUCCCUAUGGCGCAUUCAAGUCUGAGCUGGUCUUGGGACGUCCAAUUAUUAUUGAACAGAAAGUAUGGACAGCAAUGGACGUGAUGACCGAGAGCCGAGAUUCUGAUAACGAAGAGGGCGGAAUCUGGGUAACCAUUGAUGUUCGUCUAGAGAGGCAAAUUAACAGAGACCUCCUCCAACUAACCAUUCAUCUCAAUUGGAACCCAGCAACCUAUUUACUGCGAAGUUCUGCCCAGCGCGAUCUUAGUGGGAGAGUCCUGAGAAGUUUCUUUGGAAGUUGGACUCGCGGCCAAGAGAGGCUUGCGCCUCUGGCUUUUUACGAUGCAGCAUUUGUUCCCGAACAGGUUCCCACAGACUUAUUGCCGUCCUCAGUUCCUAAGUUAACUGCAACGCUAUUCCCCUUCCAACGUAGGGCUUUGCAGUGGCUUUUGAAUAGAGAAGGUGUCACAUGGAGUAAUCACUGUUCAAAUGGGGAGCCCGGCCUGGAGCCGUUGCCUCCUGCGUCAACUGAUGACCUACCAUUGUCGUUUAUUAAGGCAAAAGAUGCAGACGGGGGAUUAGUAUACAUCAGCAAUCUCUAUCACAUCAUUACCAGAGACGUAAGCGCAUUCCGUAAGAGUGAACGUGCUUUGAAAGGUGGUAUCCUCGCUGAAGAAAUGGGGUUAGGGAAGACAGUUGAGAUUAUUGCCCUUAUCUGCAUGCACAAGCGUGAUGAUAAUCUUCUGAACUUGAACAACAACAUGGAUGAAAACGUGCAACCAAGUAAUGCAACGUUGAUCGUCGCUCCCAACACUUUAAGGAGACAAUGGAUUGCCGAAUUUAAGAAACAUGCACCAGAGUUACGUGUGAUGGAGUACGAAGGCCUAAAAGGUGUCAGCCAUAAUGAACAACAAUUAGUCUCUGAACUAGUACAGCAGGACGUUGUGAUCACGACUUAUAAAGUUCUGCAGGAUGAAAUCCAUUAUGCAGAAGAUCCACCCGAUCGCUCUAUGAGGCAUCAAAGAAAAUACUACCGCCCUAAAUCACCGUUGACCCAAAUCUCAUGGUGGAGGGUUUGUUUAGACGAGGCUCAACAAAUUGAGAGCGGCAUCAGCCAAGCUGCCAAGGUUGCAAGACUCAUACCGCGAAUCAACGCAUGGGGUGUUACUGGAACACCGGUGAAGACCGACAUAAAGGAUCUAUGGGGUUUACUGGUCUUUCUCCGGUAUGAGCCUUUUGCCUCCUCUUUUAAGAUAUGGGAGGGGCUCAUAUCAACCGGGAAGGAAUUAUUCUACCCUCUUUUUAGCCGUAUCUCUUUACGACACACGAAGCGCGCCGUUCGAGACGAGCUAACUUUGCCACCUCAAAAACGGUAUGUUAUAACCAUGCCGUUUACUACAGUUGAGGAGGAGUACUACCAGACAUUGUUCAAAGAUCUCGCAACGAAAAUCGGGGUUGACGAGCGUGGUUCACCUCUUGAAGACCAUCCUUUUUGGGACGCUAUGAAUCCGCAGACACUAGAAACAAUGAGAAGUGCUCUUUCUCAACUAAGGAAGGCAAUACUGCACCCUUCUCUAGGAUCCGGUAACCUUCGACGGACAGUGGAACAGAAAUACAAAGCCUUGCAAACAAUUGAUGAAGUGCUUGAUGCUAUGGUUGAGAAGAGGGAGUCUUUGAUUAGGACAGACCAGUGCCACUACUUACUCAGCGCGGUAAGGAGAGGCCAGAUGCUCGAGUAUAAGACUUCAUUCGAGGGAGCAAUUACGAUUUGGAUGGACGUUGUUGACGAGGUGGAAGAAAUAGAAGAAGAAUGUCGCAAACGACUACAGAGCCAGCUAGAAAGGGCCAAACGAGCAGCAUCUGUCAACGUUCUGAUGGAGGGAGAAGACAGCGAUGUCGAGGGUGAAAAAGACCCCGAGGAGAGAAGGGCGCUCAAGAAGGUUGGCGAGUGCAGGCGUAAACUCCGAUCCAUGCUUGAUAUCCACCAUAGGGCUGAGUUCUUAAUCGCCAGCGGCUAUUACCAGAUGAAAGCGGAUGAGAAACUCAUAGCUCCCAAUUCGGACGCAUUCAAAGAACUGGAAGAAAUAGAGGCCUCGAAAUACGAAAAGGCUAAAGUCAUUCGGCAAGAAAUCUUGCGCGAAGCACAGUCCAAAGCUUUGUCGCGCGUCACUCAAAUCAGGGAAAAGGCGUCGUCGCAAUCGUUUAUCGGGGUUCCCGAAAUAAAGUUGCCUUCCUAUCAUGGCCUGGAUAGUAGACGGGUCUCAGACAACUUUCGGCUACUCGCCCAGGUUCUCGGCGAGCAAGCAACUUUGAUCGAUGAAUGGCGGGAGGCUAUUAUUCAGAUGCUAAUUCGACCACUCGUAGACGAAGAGGGCCAAGGGGAAAACACGGGUGAAGAAUACGAGGACUCAACCAAAACUCAGGAUGAGUUGAUGGCAUAUACGUUAGCUCUGAGAGCUGUCAUUGCCGACAGAGAGGAUUCACUGACAGGUUUAGAGAAUGAGCGAGUUAAAUACGAUACUCGCCUUGCGGAACGCCAAGCUAAAGAUGGAGAAGGCCACGCACCUGAGAAGGUCCUCAUGUUGCUUCAGAAACGUGACAAGAUCAGGCAGGAUUUCCAGGGAACUUCGUUCCGGAGCAUCAUUACGGAUCUUCGAGAGUUGGCAACGAAACUUCGCUACGAUCUUAGCAAGGGGAGCAAUCGUGCGAGGAUCGAACUGGAUAUUGUAGAACGGACGCUUCAACUUGCACAAGAGCAGAUUGGCGUACAGCACAAGACUGCGAUAGCCUUGGGGAGAGAGUUGGACGCUUUCACCAGAGCAAUGAACGCACGCGUGGAGUAUUACCGACAGCUACAGGAAAUUUCCGAUAGUGUCGCCCCGCUCGGGGAAGACCCAGACAGAGGAGACAUAAAAAAAUGGUUUGAUACCAACCUCGGAAUAGAGGAAUACUUGAGGGAGAAAGUUGCCGCGGCGCUGCCAAGGUAUCGUUACCUUGUCCAUCUCCAAGAAGGAGGCAAAGAUUCUGAAGUAAUAUGUGUGAUUUGCCAUAGUACCAUCGAAAUUGGAGUGCUUACUACCUGCGGGCAUCACUUCUGCAAGGAGUGUAUCGAGGCUUGGUUUAAGAGAAGCCGCACAUGCCCCGUCUGCAAGAAGCAACUCUUAAAGGAAAUGCUCCACGACAUUACGCAGAAAAAGCAAAAGUUGAGAUUUCACCAAGAACACCCGCAAGGGGGGGAUUCGCAGACAUCAGACGGAGCUAGCACGGGUAGCAAGUCCAAGGAGCCGGGUAUAUAUACCAGAUUCAGUAGCCAGAAGCUCGAGGCCAUCCAGAGUAUCAAUCUAAAUGGCCCUUCGUUCACUACCAAGAUCGAUACGCUAGCAAAGCACCUGAUGUGGCUGCGUGUUGAAGACCCAGGCGCCAAGUCUGUUAUAUUUUCACAGUAUAGCGACUUCCUCGAGACCCUCGGCCAGGCUUUCAGCCAAUACAAGAUCGUAUAUUCCUCUUUCAAGGAGAGGCAGGGUAUCAACUCGUUCAAAGAAAAUCCUGAUGUCGAAUGUUUCUUGAUGGACGCCAGAGCGCACGCCAGCGGCCUCAACCUCAUUAACGCAAGCCACGUGUUCUUGUGCGAGCCGCUCCUCAACACGGCCUUGGAGCUCCAGGCUAUCGCACGAGUAGACCGGAUCGGGCAGAAGCACGAGACGACAGUGUGGCUAUACCUAGUAGAAGGCACGGUGGAACAAAACAUCUAUAAUAUUUCCGUCCAGCGCCGUCUCGAGCAACUCGGCCAGAGCGCCAAGGGCAAAGAGAAAGAGGGAGAGCCAGAUCCGGAGGCAUUGGACCUCAAUCUCGAAGUGGCGAACUCCCGAGAACUAGAGCAGGCCUCGGUCUCGAAGCUCAUGUGUAAGGACCAGAGCAUGGGCGAGGUCGUCCAUAGACACGACGUCUGGGAGUGCCUAUUUGGCCACGUGGCCAGGGGAUGAACGGAAGCCGCCGUGGGAUGGAUUUCCUUGCUGACCAAGCAGGCGGGAAGCGAGAG
This is a messenger RNA of Daldinia caldariorum, 4035 nucleotides long. Its product is annotated as SNF2 family N-terminal domain-containing protein. The record is from RefSeq and is a predicted model, not a curated record. Gene Ontology annotation, cellular component: nucleus. Gene Ontology annotation, biological process: DNA damage response; protein polyubiquitination. The transcript is spliced from 2 exons. Bases 92 to 3979 code for a protein of 1295 amino acids. Gene Ontology annotation, molecular function: ubiquitin protein ligase activity; ATP-dependent chromatin remodeler activity; ATP binding. Lineage: Eukaryota; Fungi; Ascomycota; Sordariomycetes; Xylariales; Hypoxylaceae.